AGGAAAUACUUCUCCCCCAUACUUUUGAUUCUCACAACACCCUCAGAUUUCCUCCCUCUCUCUCUCUCUCUCUCUCAGAUAGAGAUGCCUGAAGAUGCAAUAUUAGAAAACGGUACAGAUCAGGAUCCUAAAAGCCAUGACCGCCAAGAAGAAGUAGUAGUACUUCCUCAUCAUCCGGAUCAUCAACAACUCAAAGGCAAGAAACUUUCAUGGCAAAAGUUACGUAGAUUCGACUCCUUGGAUAUCGAGUCACGCAGUGUCAACGGUCACCAUGGCCAUAGCUCCCAGGGUGCAAGUUGGUCGGUGAUACUGCACCUAGCAUUUCAGAGCCUUGGAAUAGUCUAUGGAGACAUUGGUACAUCACCUCUAUAUGUGUAUGCGAGUACCUUCACCAAUGGCAUCAAGGACAUAGAUGACAUCUUGGGUGUUCUUUCUUUGAUCAUAUACACCAUCACCUUAAUCCCCUUGAUUAAGUACGUCUUCAUCGUCCUCCGAGCCAACGAUAAUGGCGACGGAGGGACGUUCGCACUUUACUCUCUGUUGUGUCGAUAUGCCAAGGUUGGUUUGACUCCGAGAUCCAUUCAGAUUAGUAUGUGCUCAGUGACUUACCCAGCUCUCCUACUUGCAUAUACCGGACAAGCCUCUUUUCUGCGUGAGCACAAGACUCUAGUUGCGAACACCUUCUAUGAGUCCAUACCAAAUCCUUUGUAUUGGCCUAUGUUUGGGGUUGCCGUAAUGGCAUCAAUCAUAGCCAGCCAAGCCAUGAUUUCGGGUACCUUCUCAAUCAUCCAACAGUCUCUUUCACUAGGGUGUUUCCCUCGUGUGAAAAUUGUGCACACAUCGACCAAGUAUGAAGGACAAGUUUACAUUCCGGAGGUCAACUACCUUCUCAUGCUGGCUUGUGUUGGAGUCACCUUGGGUUUCAGAAGCACCACAAAGAUUGGAAAUGCAUACGGCAUAGCAGUGAUAUUUGUAAUGACGCUUACGUCGUCCUUCCUGGUGCUAAUCAUGAUUAUGAUUUGGAAAACCCCAAUACUUCUCAUUAUCUCAUAUGUUCUUAUCAUCGGAAGCGUGGAGCUUAUGUACUUGAGUUCGGUGCUCUACAAAUUUGACCAAGGUGGAUAUCUUCCUUUGGCAAUUGCCACUUUACUGAUGCUCAUAAUGUUUGUGUGGAACGAUGUUCAUCGAAGAAAGUACUACUACGAGCUCGAGCACAAAAUUUCCCCUGAAAAGCUCAAGCAACUUGCCGUGGACAAAAACUUUUGCCGCAUGCCUGGCCUCGCCAUGUUCUAUUCAGAACUCGUUCAAGGAAUUCCUCCAAUCUUCAGUCAUUACGCGGCAAAUGUGCCUGCUUUGCACUCAGUCCUGGUUUUUGUCUCCAUCAAAUCAUUACCGAUAAGCAAGGUUCCGUUGGAGGAGCGUUUUCUUUUCCGCAGAGUGGAGCCUAGAGAGCUUAAUGUGUUCCGAUGUGUCGCUAGAUACGGGUACACAGAUGUCCGAAAUGAGAAUGAACCCUUUGAAGGAUUGCUGAUAGAAAAAUUGAAGGAGUUCCUAAGGGAUGACUUUUGGCUAUCUCAAAGAACCAUGCACAUAACCAAUGGAGAGAAAUUGGAAAAGGAAGUUUCUGCUGAGUUAGAAGGUGAUGAUCAUGAGUUGGUUAAUGGAAAUGGUCAUAAUGAGAAUGAGAACGAAAACGAGAAUGUAAAGCAAGUACUUGAUGAUGAUGAAGAUCAAAGGAAACAACAAGACGAUAUACUGUUGGAGACAGAGAUUGAGGCGAUUGACAAAGCGUGGCAUCGGGGGGUUGUGCACUUAAUUGGUGAGAAUGAAGUGACGGCUGCGAAAGGAGCUGGGAUAGCGAAAAGGAUCUUGAUUGAUUAUGCUUACAAUUUCUUGAAGCGAAAUCUGAGGCAGAGUGACAAAGUGUUUGAUAUUCCUCACAAGCGCAUGUUAAAAGUGGGCAUGACUUAUGAACUAUAGUACAACAUACAGAGAGAAGAUCUGGAGGUAAAUGUGUACAAGUCUAUAAGAUUCGCAGCUUUAGAAAAGUGUAGCUAAAUAGAUAAUUGAGUAACGUUCAAUAGAUAAUUGAGUAACGUUCUGGUGCUCAAAUAGAAAGGUCUUCUUGUAAAGAAUAAAAAUCAAAAUUGAAAAUUCUGAUAGGGUGAUCGAGGCUUGAGAGCUUCUUAGAUAGUAUUAGAGGCAUUGUGAUUAGUAUAUAAACUUAUAUGAAUAUUGCUAUGCUAAUGCAUUUUUCAGAGAAUUGUAUGUU
This is a messenger RNA of Rosa rugosa (rugosa rose), 2272 nucleotides long. RefSeq names its product potassium transporter 5-like. Gene Ontology annotation, biological process: potassium ion transmembrane transport. Gene Ontology annotation, cellular component: membrane. NCBI's taxonomy places the organism in Eukaryota, Viridiplantae, Streptophyta, Magnoliopsida, Rosales, Rosaceae. Bases 85 to 1980 code for a protein of 631 amino acids. The record is from RefSeq and is a predicted model, not a curated record. Gene Ontology annotation, molecular function: potassium ion transmembrane transporter activity. The transcript has 6 exons.